UUACGAGAAUGGAUGUGGCUGAUGCUUCUGGAACACACGAUGAAUCGACACUUAGAGUCGAUUCCCAGCCCCUUCACAAAGGUUUCUGUUAUUCUGUCAUCAAGCGUCGUGCAGUGAGAACUGGGCUCUCGUGUGGAUAGUGAAACUACAGAAGAAGGAUGAAUCGUGUUGUGGUGCUGUUGGUUUGUCUGGCUUUGAUGACGUGUGCCGUGGGCAGACGAAGUGGUGGUGGUGGCUUUAAAGGGGGUUUCGGCUGGGGCAAAGGCAGCAACACGGGCAGUAAAGGUACCAGCACAGGAACCAGAGGAGGCAGUAACACUAAAGGCUCCCCGUCUGGAGGAACACACGCCAAGCCAGCCAAUUAUCCUCGACAGCCUCAAGUACCUAACCAAAACCCUCCGCCAUAUCCUGGACACGCAGGCUCUAAUCCUGGCAGAGGGGGCGCUGGAGGCAACCCUAAUCAGGGGGGUUAUCCCAAUCAGGGGGGUUAUCCAGGUCAAGGACGCUAUCCAGGUCAAGGAUCAUAUCCAGGUGCGGGUUCAUAUCCUAACAACCCCCCAGGAAGGAGUGGAGGGUACCCGUAUCCUCAAGGAGGGUCUUAUCCUGGAUACCCGGUCAGAGGAGCACAAUAUCCUGGAGGCAGUCCCAACCAGUAUGGUGCGGCAGGAGGAUAUCCUGGAGCAGCGCAGUACCCCUACUGGAACCCCAACAACAAAAUCAUCAGCCCUCGUUAUGGACAUGGUGGUUAUGGAGGAUACGGUGGAGGAGGUUCUCCUUUCGCCCAGUCCGUGCAAAAUAUGGGAAUGAGGCCCUCUUACCAGUCAAAGGGGUUUGGUAAGCAGGCAGUGUUGGCUGCUGGAGUUGGAGCCAUGGCUGGCAUGGCAGUAGGUUAUGGCUUGGGCAGUUUUCCUCGCCCUCACUUCAUGUUUCACAGCCCCCAAGAAGAAUAUUAUUAUAACCACUACAUGUAUCGGCGCUAUGGUACCCAACCUUCUGACACUAACAAAAACCCCAGCUCUGCAGGUACAGGUACAGGGCCAGGUGACUCUGGGACAAGUUCAACUAAUGUCCACAAUAUUUUUCAGAAUCUUCCACCUCAGUCGUAUGACAAGUACAUGGACAAUUGUAUGCAGAGGAAGGAUUUGUUGCCAGACGAGCAGGGCGGAGAUAGGAGAGCUGCUGAAAAAGCAUGGUCAGAACAGGCAGAGGGUAGUGAAAAGGUUCUGAUUGAAGAUGAUCCAAAUAAACGACCAGGUGAGCAGCCAGUUGGGGAAGCAGAGUCUCAGGGUUCAGAUCUCACACCAAGAAGUGAGAACACUGGGGAAGGAAUGAACUCUACCAGUGGCACCGAUAACCCUCUGCCAGUCGCCGCAAAGCUUACUGGCGCUACAGAGCAACCCGCUGGGCCUCGGAAGAAGACAACCGAUGAGGAAGAUGAUGAUACUGUAAGCAUAAUGGAAAUUGGCUAUCCUGCGCUGAUUAAUCAGUUGAAAGCUCGGCGCUGUGUGGAGCUUUAUAUGGUUUACGCUGAGCAACAUGCUGAGAGACAGGUUCAAUUGCAAAGAAAUGAGAACGGUGGUGAAAAUCUCAUGCCACCUAGCCAUGGGCUCAUGCUCAUCUCUCUGCUUAUGAGCUCUCUGUUAUUCUACUGUACCUAGUGAUCUUUUCUGAUUCUAUACACACCUUCUAUAUCGAUGGUACGACAUAACGAGUGAACUACAAGAGAAAAAAAAAAUUCGUGUCUGACGUGCAGACUGUGAGUUGAGAAUAUUACAAUGAUCUGGUGAUAUGUGGUCUUAGUCCUAACUAAUUAUAAAUAUCAAGGAAUCCAUGUUUCUGAAUAAGAAAUUAUCUUUGACCGAAACGUCGUCGUUCUAAAGUCUACGGAUUAACAAAAACUUAGCUGUUCAUGGCUGUUACUAAAGAUAAAACAUUUGUCUACGUGGGUCAUACAGCGACGAUCGUUAUCGUCGUUACGCCGAACGCAGUUAUCACGAUCUCACUGCACCCCUGUCUUCAUCAAAUGACAUCAUUUCUGCACACAAACACAAACAUCCUGUUUUACGUACAUUCGACACGCAUUAUUUAUUUAUACUAUUUAUUUCCUGCUGAUUUUUUUUAGAUCACAUCCACACCCUGGAAACAUGCUGCUUAUUAAACGUUUUCAUAUCUCUAGGUCGGUGAUGCUACCGCUCGUGGCACUGUAGAAAUGACCGUGGGCCUCAUUUUUCAAUCGUACUUGUGCUCCUGAGAGUGUGUAAAUUUACACCAGUCUAAUUAAUAUUUACUUCAAAUUAUAUCGUUUAAAGGAUUGCCGCUCUGCGUAUAUAUGGGUUAUACCGUCGGGUCUGAAAGCAGCUUAGUUUUAACACAUAUCGCAUUCUCAUGCUCAUGUCAUAAACAAAUGGCUUUGUCGACUGAAGGUUACGAUCCUGCUUAUGAGAGAGAAAGUGGUAUUUAUCUAUUUAUUUAUCUAUCUAUCUAUUUAUUUAUUUAUUUUUCCUUAAGGAGGCUAAACCUUUAUAAAUCGCUUCCUCUUUUAACACUGUGUAACACUCCACACUGUGCGUUUGAAGCAGAGACACUUAAACAUUUCAGAUAGCAUUUUUCUUGUGUGACGUUCGGCACGUUUAGUUUUUUUUUCUCCUCUAUUUUCAUUUGACACCAUUAUCUCGUCACGUCACAAUCCUGAGCUAAAUGACUAAAACCUAAUUUUCUGUCAUUUGCCUCUGGAUUUUGACCUUGUCAUGAACUGCCCCUGACCCUCAGGACGCUGCCCCUGACCCUCACGACCCUUCCCCUGACCCUCACGACCCUUCCCCUGACCCUCACGACGCUGCCCCAGUUUUACAUUACAUGAAAUCUAGGCCUCACAAAGCUGCCCCCGACCCUCACGAAGUUGCCCACGACCCUGCCCCCGACCCUCACGACGCUCACCCCGACCCUCACGACCCUCACCCUGACCCUCACCCUCCUGGCGCUGCCCCUGACGCUCACGACGCUGCCGUUCUGCCUUUUCUAAAGCAAUUUAUAGCCAUUUUGUGAUUUCUAUUAUUAUUUUUUUUAUAUAUAUAUAUAGAGUUUUCUGGAUGUCACUGCAUGUGAAUGUGAAUGUCAGGAAGAAUUUUUGCACUUUAUACACACACACACACACGAGCACGAGGAAAAAUAGUUUUUUCCCCGAAGCUUUUGUAAAUCAGGGCUGACUAAUUUACUUUGGUUUAUGCAAACGUCUUCACACGACCUAAUCAAAAGAUUGUUAAACGAGGCUCGGCGUCUUUUUCUAUAGUGGAUUUGUGUUUAGUGGCUUUACUCUUUACUUUGUAAGUAGCUUAGCGAUGGCGUCCGUGACUCGGUACGGCGAAGUAGACGGCGGAAUAUUAAAAUGCAGAGGGUCGGUAAGAUAAACAAAUGUAUGUUUAGUUCACUGCGCUGUUUUUAAGGGUUUUUUAAAUAAAAUAUCGAGACUGAGAAGUUAUUAUCGAUGUGUUUAGUUUUAGUCGUGAUUGAUAUUUAUUCUUUGAAGUGAGACUUUAGUUGAUUUUUUUAGUUCAUUUCACAAUUUAAUUGUACACAUCAGGGUUUAGACAAACAUUCUUUUUGAUGCAUUAUAACAGAUACAGACCAAGACGGAAAUGUCACUGGAUUUUUAUUUUUGUGUGUUUGUGUGUUUAUCUGAAAACUGCACUGACAUAAAUUCAUGUAAAAAUGAAUGUACCUUGUGCUCAUGGAUCAGUAGUGCUUUCAAUUUCUAACCUGUCGAUGUUUCUCUAUCCGUUCAUCUUAAAUUAAACGCUGUUUCACUCUC
Tachysurus fulvidraco (yellow catfish) is the source of this 3808-nucleotide messenger RNA. It is a transcript of the gene prnprs3, whose product is annotated as prion protein, related sequence 3. NCBI's taxonomy places the organism in Eukaryota, Metazoa, Chordata, Actinopteri, Siluriformes, Bagridae. The transcript has 2 exons. Gene Ontology annotation, biological process: protein homooligomerization. The coding region runs from base 159 to 1658 and encodes 499 amino acids. Gene Ontology annotation, cellular component: membrane. The record is from RefSeq and is a predicted model, not a curated record.